CCCAUAUAACAUAUAUUCCUCAAAUCUUCAUCUCUUCUUCUUCUUCUGCCCCGCUUCCAGUAUUCUCACUUUUCUCUCAGAAAAAUGGCUGGAAACUUCGUCCUAAUUCCACAAUAUUUGACGACCGUUUUCAUUGUCAGCAUCUUUCUGGUCGGGUUGUCGGACCAAGGGACAACCUUUUUCCCACCCAAAGACAUUGCAGAUAAGUUUCGUAACGACCCUGAGACCCUGAAACUAGCCUCUACAGAUUAUGGCCAUAUAGUUCAUGAAAUCCCAUCAACAGUCUUUCAUCCAACCUCUGCAAAUGAAAUUGCAACCUUAGUUAAAUCCGCGUUCAACAGUUCUGUCCCCAUUAAAAUAGCCGCAAGAGGUCAUGGCCAUUCCGUACGAGGACAAGCUAUGUCUCGUAACGGUGUUGUGAUAAACAUGACAGCCUUGAAUGAUCUUGAUCAUCUUAGAAAGGCCGGCUCUAGAAUAUCCGUCUCGAGGAGUCCGUCGUUGGGGUUUUACGCUGACGUUGGAGGGGAGCAGCUUUGGAUAGACGUGUUGCAGACCACACUAACACAUGGACUUGCACCGGUUUCGUGGACAGACUACUUGUAUCUAACGGUCGGGGGGACUCUCUCCAAUGCAGGGAUCAGUGGGCAAACGUUUCGUUUCGGACCUCAGAUCAGCAAUGUUCAUGAAAUGGAUGUUAUCACAGGAAAAGGGGAUUUUGUGACAUGCUCCGCUAAGGUGAACUCGGAGCUAUAUUAUGCUGUGCUUGGAGGUUUAGGCCAGUUUGGGAUUAUAACCAGAGCAAGAAUAGCUCUAGAACCAGCUCCAAAAAGGGUUAAGUGGCUACGAAUACUAUACACCAACUUCUCUCAGUUUUCCAAAGACCAAGAACGUUUGAUCUCAUCAAAUAAUGGAAGAUCAACGACCUCGUCACAUAAGAAUUAUGGAUUUGAUUAUGUAGAAGGUUCGCUUCUACUGAAUCAAGGUCCUCCAGAUCUUUCCUUUUAUCCUAAACCUGACCAGCCAAGAAUUUCUUCUUUGGUAACAAAAUAUGGAAUCGUCUUCUGCCUAGAAGUCGCCAAAUACUAUGGUGAUCACACUGCACCAAUUACUGUGGACAAGGAACUGGAAGUUUUGCUCAAGGGAUUAGGGUUUGUUCCUGGAUUUAAGUUCGUGAAAGAUGUAGCAGUCGUAGACUUUCUGAAUAGAGUUGCAAGUGAAGAGCAAGGCCUUAGAUCGAAAGGUCUAUGGGAUAUUCCUCAUCCAUGGUUGAAUAUUUUUAUACCAAAAUCUCGUAUCUUGGAGUUCGAGUCCGCUGUUUUCGGGCAUAUGAUUCUUAAAGAAAACAUUCCAGCAGGACUCGUUCUAAUUUACCCCACGAACCGAAACAAGUGGAAUGAUAAGAUGUCAGCAGUAAUACCGGAGGAGGAUGUUUUCUACGUGGUAAGCAUGUUGCGGUCAAGUGGAAACAAUAACUGGGAGGAAUUUGACGCCCAAAACAAAUUGAUAUUAAAGCUUUGCGUUCGUAUGGGCAUCAAGUUCAAGCUCUAUCUUUCACACUACGAAACACAAGAAGAUUGGAGAAACCAUUUUGGCUUGAAAUGGGCAACUUUUCAAGACAGAAAAGCUCAGUUCGAUCCAAAACAUAUAUUAGCACCAGGACAGAAGAUAUUCAAUUAGAAAGCAAUUAAUUAGCUAUAGGCAGGCAAGAUUGCAUUGAUCAUUCAGGUAGCUAGCUAGCAAGCUGGAUUCUGGUUUAAUCCCGAGCCUGACCGAGGAUGAGAUUAUUUAUUUAGCGAGCAUAUGAAUUUUAGAAUUUGAGAUGGAUCUGUCGACAUUUAUA
Molecule: messenger RNA, 1840 nt
Organism: Juglans microcarpa x Juglans regia
Lineage: Eukaryota; Viridiplantae; Streptophyta; Magnoliopsida; Fagales; Juglandaceae
Product: cytokinin dehydrogenase 3-like
Exons: 5
Coding region: 85-1677 (530 amino acids)
Biological process (GO): cytokinin metabolic process
Molecular function (GO): FAD binding; cytokinin dehydrogenase activity
Source: RefSeq, a predicted model, not a curated record